UCUUUAUUCUUAAAUUAACUUAUAAAAAUAGACAGUCGUGGGUCGCGGUUUUAGUGCUCAUUUCAAGGAUACAACCGUAGUUUGAGAGUGCUACGGUUGGUCCCCUCUAUCACAACACAAAUAACAACUAGUAGCAGUUAUUACUCCACCCGCCGUAUCCAGCUGAACUCGAUAUAAUAUCAUUAGUCAUUUUUAAGUCAAUACAAGCUCGUCCUCUAGGUUCAACGACGCGUAAAAAAAAACUAUAAAUAACAUAUAAAAAAAAUAGCUUGGACAUUUUGUUGUGAGUGGUCUCCUGAUUUUGGGGUUUGUUUAAUUAUUCUGUGUUGCUUGUUUUUUCAAGUGAAAUCUGGCAACACGGCGAGACGGAGCUAAUCGAAGAUGUUCGUUCUAACAGCAACUGAUCGCACACUCCAUGUGAUGAUAAAGUCUGACGUGCAAUUCAGAUUGACAGUUUUGGCAUGCUCGCUUUAAUACCACAGAUUAAUUGAAAUAAGGGAUCAUCUGUAGUAGAAGAGGGGUAUCUGCAGCCUCGCAGGAAAUGUUGGGAAGCCAAGGGAUUCAACCUGUCACGCUAGUCUUCAAUAACUCCAAGAACUGCUUUCUUCAGCUGUCAUCACACUUCGCCACUCAUCUCUGUCUUCAUGAGAACCAGAUCCUGGAGCUGUCAUGGGGUGUUUCUGCACCCGUGUUCCUCAGCUGGACCAGGUCCAGGUCUUCAGGUCCAGAGGACAGAGUUGAGAUCAGCAGACAACUGGGAGAGAGACUUGGGCUCAAGGAGGGAGAACAGGGGUACCUGCGGCCGUGUCAUCAGGUGCAGUCAGUGCAGCAGGUGUUCGUAGAGCCUCUGUCUCCAGAUGACUGGGAGAUCCUGGAGCUGCACAGCCUGGCUCUGGAGCAGCGACUCCUGGAUCAAAUCCGAGUGGUCUUCAGUGAGGGUGUUUUUCCUGUGUGGGUGGACCAGCACACUGUCAUCUAUAUCAGGAUAGCAUCCCUCUCUCCAUCUGUUCCAUUCGGCCGACUGGAGCAGUUCACUGAGCUUGUUGUCUCCCCAAAACUACAUCCAGGAGGUGAACAAUUGCUCCACACUCGAUCACAAGAGCCAAGCCAAUAUCUACAACACCAGAGCAUCGAUGUCACGUCUUCCCCCAGCUCAGUCGUCCAUCAGGAUCCCUUCAGUGAUCAUCUGGAGAGUCAGAAUGAAGGACAUUGGGGAGGAAUAGCUGAUCUGAAAAGCCUGGUUAGAUACAUGUUUACAGGAGGAUUUGAGCCUGCAAAAGAGAACGUCGCAGUUCCCACAAUUCCCACCAUCCUGAAAGACUGUAUCCUCCGGACCUGUGGAACCCCUCCUAGGUCUGUCAGCCAUCUAGGCUCAUGUCACGGAGACGUUCAUAUACUGCCAUGGAACCUGCAAGAGAACUGGAAUCCAGGGCAGUCUGCACUAACAUACGGCAGGCUUUCAAAGAUCCUUUCUCCUAAAGAACUCAGGGAGAAAGUCAAGCAGGCCAUGGAGAAGAAGAAGAGCAGAGAUGGACCUCACAAAGGGAACGACAAAGAGGAACAUAAGGAGAACGUUGUUGUGGUUAGAAUGCUUUGUCACAAUAUAAAAAGGCUGCAGGAGGACCAGAAAUUCAAUAAAUGUGAAGACAUUUACUCUGGGAGAGUUUGGAUCCCAAAGGUGCUGCAGAGGCGUUUGAGUAUAGACCCUCGAUCGGCUGUGAGGAUUCAGCCUUUGAAAUCAAUGCCAAGAGUUGCAGAAGCAGUCAUGGUGCAACCAUUAAAACCACUGGCAGAGAGUGAAAAAGAAGAAGAUAUUCAGACUGCAUUCCUCAACUGGUUACACGCUCAGAGCCAUCAGCCUUUGAGCUGUCUGACAGGCCGUACUAACGUCAUUCUCUUACCCUGUGCUGAAGGAAAAGAGGAGUUUGUCUUGACUGUGCUGAAACCAGAGCAACAGCAAGAGGAUGAAAUGUUCUUUCUAUCAACCAGUUUACUAAAGAAAACAAAUGUGCAGACUGUCAGAGAGCCGCGUGAUUCUGACCACAGCGGCUCUGAUAAUGAUAAGGAAGAUCCACAUCUUGGCUUUCCCUGCCUCAGCUCUCUUGGUGGGGUAGAGGACAUCAGCAGGUCGGCUUUCGAGCACAUCUCUCACGCUCUAAUGGGAGGUCCUCUCUCGCGUGAACUGGUCUCCACAGGACGGGGACUGAGGGGCGGAGCUCUGCUCAUCACAGGUGCAAAGGGCAGUGGAAAAUCUUCUCUCUCCAGAGCACUGUGUCGAAAGGCCAGUGAACAGCUGGAUGCCCAUGUUCAAGUUGUGUACUGCAAGACACUGAAAGGUAAGAGAGCAGACACAAUCAGACAGAGGCUGGAAGAGGUUUUCGAGCAGGCGGUCUGGAGACAGCCCUCAGUGGUACUGCUGGAUGACCUUGAUCACAUGACCGGUGCCGCAACCUCACCUGAGCAUGAGCAUGGGCCAGAGGCAUUACUGCGGCAGCACAUCGCACAGAGUCUGAGGGAUUUGGUGGAUGAGAUGGUGGUGCGCUCCAGUCUCGUAGCUCUGAUGGUCACAGCACAGAGUGAGCAUGCCCUUCAUCAGACUCUGACUGCGGUGCAGGGUUCACACUUCUUCCAAAGUUUCUGCAAGAUCCAAACACCAGAUCAGGCUCAGAGGCUUGAGAUUCUAAGGUCUUUAAUAGCCAAAAAGAACUCCCAGGACUGUCAAACUACUCUUGACCUAGACAUUGUUGCCAGAGAAACAGAAGGAUUCAUGCCACAAGACCUGAACCUGCUGCUCGAGAGGGCCAUCCAUGCCAACACUCUACACAGCAGGAACAAUGGCAGCUCUGAAGAUCUGAACUAUAAGGACUUCAGACAGGCCCUUCAGGGCUUCACCCCACCCUCCCUCUGGGGGGCUCAGCUGCAGACUCCCAGCGGGGCUGGCAUGGAGCGUAUCGGGGGACUUCAUCAGGCACGUCAGCUCCUGAUGGACAUCAUACUGCUGCCAGCUAAGUACCCACUGCUGUUCUCCAGUCUGCCCAUGCGUCAGUGCUCUGGUGUGCUGCUCUAUGGAGCUCCUGGCACAGGCAAGACGCUACUGGCUGGAGCUGUAGCCAAAGAGAGCGGCAUGAACUUCAUCAGCAUCAAGGGUCCUGAACUCCUCAGCAAGUAUAUUGGUGCCAGUGAACAGGCGGUUAGAGAUGUGUUUCAGAGGGCUCAACAAGCUAAACCUUGCAUACUGUUCUUUGAUGAGUUUGAUUCUCUGGCCCCUCGAAGGGGUCACGACAACACAGGGGUCACUGACCGUGUGGUUAAUCAGCUGCUUACUCAGCUGGAUGGAGUGGAAGGACUGACAGGGGUGUAUGUGUUGGCUGCCACCAGUCGUCCUGACCUGAUUGAUCCUGCUCUUUUGAGACCCGGGCGACUGGACAAAUCUCUCUACUGCCCUCCUCCUGAUCAGGAGGCCCGGCUGGAGAUCCUGCAGGCUUUGACUCAUUCUGUGCCACUGGCUGCAGAUGUGGACUUGGAGCAGAUUGCUGUGGUGACAGAGCUGUUCACUGGAGCUGACCUAAAGGCCCUUCUCUAUAACGCUCAGCUAGAGGCGAUCCACAGCAGCCUGGGGCCCAACCUUCUCCAUGAUCUGGGCUCGGGGUCAGACAGUGAUGUCAGCCUCUCCUCCCUGAUCUUCCUGAACCAUAGCAGUGGGUCAGAUGACUCCGCUGGGGAGGGGGACACAGGGCUGGUUCUGCUGAACCCCAGUGAACUCCCACCUGAGGACCCACGCCACAACAUCUGGCGCCUUUACUUCGGAAGCUCCUUUGAGUCUGAACUGGACAACCAGUCUCUGUCUGAACUGAAUUCUCAGUGCCUGUCUGGACCCAAUUCAACCGCCCCCGACCUGACAGGGGCAUCAGUGAGGGAUCCAAACUCCUGUCAUGCCCCAGUUUUUAUGUCCUGCCUGCAGGACGGCUUUCAGGAACUGACCCAUGAGCAUUCAGAAUGCCUAAGAGCAGAAGUCAACACUGUUAAGAACAGUUACCGCAGAAACCCGGAUGAAUCAUCUUUGGUGCAGACUGGCUCCAGUAAGCCUGGCUCUGUCAUAUGCCAAACUCACCUGAUCUCUGCUUUGGCUAACACCCGAGCAUCUGUCAGCAGAGAAGACUGGAGGAGAUACACUGAACUAUAUGAGUCUUUUGGAGCCUCAAAGGAAGGCAAGUCUCAGAGCACUGCUUUGUUUAAAGCAGGUCAGCGGGUGACAUUGGCUUAAUGAGAGCCUUGCAUAAAUUAAUACAGCUCAGGGCAUUAAGAAGGUGAAAUAUUUUUUUUGCCGAGAUUCUUGUGUGUGAUACGAUCAACUUAGGUUUGUAUCACAUAUUCAUGGUUUUUCUACUUCUCUUGCAAAUGCAUACUUAUGAUGUUUUGGUUAAAUAGAGGAAUGUAUCAAAAUUUGACUUAAAUUCAGUCACACUGAACAAAUAACUUAAAGAUAAUUAUGAAGUGAUGUGAUGUUUGCUAAAUUUGCUAAGCUUCCGUAGGUCCAGAAAAUAAAACAAAAAAAACAAAUGAAUAUACAUUAAAUAUGUAAUUAACUUUUUAAUAAAUGACAAUUAUUCUGUGAAUUAUAA
Molecule: messenger RNA, 4622 nt
Organism: Cyprinus carpio (common carp)
Lineage: Eukaryota; Metazoa; Chordata; Actinopteri; Cypriniformes; Cyprinidae
Product: peroxisomal ATPase PEX1-like
Biological process (GO): protein import into peroxisome matrix
Cellular component (GO): peroxisome; cytosol; peroxisomal membrane
Molecular function (GO): ATP hydrolysis activity; ATP binding
Source: RefSeq, a predicted model, not a curated record